AUGUCUACAGCUGCGAAAAUGACCCUCGCCGCCACCACUGUAUCGGCAAUCGGCAUCGUAGUGUUUGUCCAUUACGCGCAGCAGGCAGAAAAAGCUGCAAUGCACGCCGGUGUCGUCCGCGACAUGGAGCAGCAGCGGAUCAAGAAGGAACGGUUGGCGGACUUCGAAAUGCAACGAGCCCUCGAACAGGAAUACCGGAAGGUUCAGACUGUCUCCGAUGGCGGUGCUGCGGGUGCAUCAUAG
Molecule: messenger RNA, 243 nt
Organism: Coniosporium apollinis CBS 100218
Lineage: Eukaryota; Fungi; Ascomycota; Dothideomycetes
Exons: 2
Coding region: 1-243 (80 amino acids)
Biological process (GO): mitochondrial respiratory chain complex IV assembly
Cellular component (GO): mitochondrion
Source: RefSeq, a predicted model, not a curated record